AUGAAUAAGGAGCAGGUCGCUGCAUCUCCGUUCGAGGUGGGCGAGGUGGGCUGGAGCCCGCUCAUUAGACCGCAGGCUCGUGAGCCGUACGACCCCAACAUUACCUUCGAAGAGUACCACUACUAUGCGCGGAAGACACGCGAGGAAGAGUUGACCCUCGAAUCACCCGUCCUGAAUGUACGACAGAUGUUCAAGAAAACAAGCGAGCAGGAGGUACCUAGCAACAUUCCGACCCUGACGGAGGCGGAUUUCAGAAACCCCGAGAGACGGCUGCAGAUCACAAAUGAAGAAUGGAAUAAUGCGAGCCGCUCUUUCAGAUCGGCUUCUUGGGGAGCCUGUUUCUUCUUGAUUACUACUGACGUUUUGGGACCCUACGGCUCCGGUUUCACGAUGGGCACAUUGGGUUGGGGACCAGGCAUCGCAUUUUACACUGUCUUUGGAUUGAUGGCCGGCUAUUCUGGCUACCUGGUCUGGCGCGUGUUCCUUGGAGUGGACAGUCACGAGUUCCCUGCAAAGAACUACGGUGACCUUGGUUUCAGAACCCUUGGUCGCUACGGUCGCUAUGUCACAAACAUAUGUCAAGGAAUCGCGCUUCUUCUACUGACCGGUCAGGUCACAAUCCAAUUCGGUGAGAACAUCUCCCAGUUGUCUAAGUUCAAGCUGUGCUACGCCGUCUGCCCUGUUAUCUUCGCUUGCGCUGGUUUCUUCGUCUCACAGAUCCGCACGCUUAGAUCGUAUGGCUGGGUGGCCAACUUAUCUGUGUGGCUUAAUAUCUUCGUGAUUCUUAUGACUAUGGGUGUGAUGGCUAACUCACCUCCUAACUAUGCGAUCUCGACUCUUGGAUCUGCAGGAAGCGUCGUGAACGACGCUACUAUCACUCCUGUAGGCGGCAUCUACCCUCCGAUCAUUCACUAUAAUAAUAUCCCUCCGAAUGGGCUGAUUGGUUCUCUGAAUGGCAUGCUCUCUGGUGUUCUCGCUUAUGCUGGUGUUCAACUAUUUGUGGAGUUCCUAGCUGAGAUGAGACGCCCUCGUGACUUUAUCAAGGCGAUGUGGGGCGCCCAGUUCUUUAUUUAUAGCGUCUAUCUGAUAUAUGGGUGUGUGGUCUAUCACCUGCAGGGACAAUACGCCUUUAACCCAAGUUACCAGGGAGUCAGUCUUUACGGAUGGCAGACAGCCGGCAACAUGAUAAGUGUCAUCGCUGCUCUGAUUGCGGGCGGUCUUUAUGGUAAUAUUGGCAUCAAGGUUGUUUACAAUAACAUCUUCCUCGAUAUUCUUAAGGCACCACCGCUUACGACGCGGGUCGGAAAGAUCAUCUAUGCUGCUAUGGUCCCCAUUUGGUGGAUUCUUGCAUACAUCAUUGCGGCGGCCAUCCCUGAUUAUAUAGGGUUUGUCAGUGUUAUUUCAGCCUCAAUGCUGCUGAACCUGACAUAUAGCUUCCCUCCGUUGUUCGCGUUGAGUUUCGAUAUUCAGAAGAACGCUAUUCGGCCGUAUCAGGGAGAAGGGUUUGACCAGAACACUGGACAUAUGAACAUGAACGAGACCACCAGCCAGAGGCUGAUCCGUGGGUUCUUUGCCGGUGGCGCUUUCCAGGUGGGCAUCAACAUCUGGCACGUCAUUUACUUCUUGGCCUCGCUGUCUAUGUGUGGUCUCGGCAUCUAUGCUGCCGUUGAGGCUUUCAACCUAAACUUUAUUGCAGGGAUGAUCGUUGCCUUCAAGGAUCCUCAGCUGAACUCAUUCUCUUGUGUCUCGCCACUCAACCUGAAUGCGUAA
Molecule: messenger RNA, 1770 nt
Organism: Penicillium cinerascens
Lineage: Eukaryota; Fungi; Ascomycota; Eurotiomycetes; Eurotiales; Aspergillaceae
Exons: 4
Coding region: 1-1770 (589 amino acids)
Biological process (GO): amino acid transmembrane transport
Cellular component (GO): vacuolar membrane
Molecular function (GO): amino acid transmembrane transporter activity
Source: RefSeq, a predicted model, not a curated record